AUGCCGUCGGAACAUUCCCGUUCUUCCUCGGACGCAUCAGCAACCUCUGUUCCCACAAUUAACAUUAGACGUGCUCCUACUCCUCCUGAUAAUAUUUCUAAUCAGUCCAAUCUAAAUACCAACUCUAACAAUGAACAACUUUUAGACGCCAGUGAUGCACGCUCAAAUGGUCAAUCAAAAGAUAGAAAUCGUGAUAAAAGCACUUCAAGAGACAGAAGUUCUUCACGAGGAAAAAGUCCCGGUCGAAAAUCUGACAAACGAGGUAAAAGCUUGUCUCCUGGGCGCAAAAGUCCCUCAGGAGAGAAGCUUUUAAGUACUUCAAAAAAUUCUAAUAGAUCUAGAAGUCCAAGUCCUCGUCCAAAAAGUCCUGGUCGUAGUAAUUCGUCACGUUCAAAAAGUCCUCGUAAUAAUCAUAAUAGGGUAGGAAGUGAUAAUUCAAAUAAUAGAUCUAAUUCUCAGGAUGCUCGUGUAGGAUUAGGCAGCAAAAUUCUACAUCCGUGGGUUGCCCCUUCUCUCAACUCAAACGGUGAAACGAACAAUUCAAAGAGUGCGAAUAGAUUAAGUCUUCCAAAUUUUACUGAUAACGCUAGUCUAAAUAACGCAAUACGUGAAAGUAAUGAACGAUGGGCAAAAUUAAAUCUCGUCCAAGCUGAAAGCAAAGGAAUGGGUAAUUUUUCUAAACCUGCUAACAGCCUUCGAGUUGUCUCUACGCGUCCGAAACUUCAUGUUGAGACUUUCA
Molecule: messenger RNA, 739 nt
Organism: Racocetra persica
Lineage: Eukaryota; Fungi; Glomeromycota; Glomeromycetes; Diversisporales; Gigasporaceae
Source: the annotation of a GenBank genome assembly